Messenger RNA from Scleropages formosus (Asian bonytongue), 6812 nucleotides. RefSeq names its product transient receptor potential cation channel, subfamily M, member 3 (gene trpm3). Gene Ontology annotation, molecular function: monoatomic cation channel activity. Lineage: Eukaryota; Metazoa; Chordata; Actinopteri; Osteoglossiformes; Osteoglossidae. The transcript has 26 exons. Gene Ontology annotation, biological process: metal ion transport; monoatomic cation transmembrane transport; protein tetramerization. The record is from RefSeq and is a predicted model, not a curated record. Gene Ontology annotation, cellular component: plasma membrane. The coding region runs from base 345 to 5471 and encodes 1708 amino acids.
CCGUGCCUCUUUGGUAUGCACGAGUGCCGUUCCCUCCACACCACACGGGGCUGCCUUGCUGCCGGCAGUGGGAUUGGAUGCUCGCCCAACGCCAGGUCGUUCUGUGCCGCGUGCAGGACCCUGUCAAACUAGUUGGAUUGGAUUUUGCAAGGGGAGGGGUUGGGGGGAGCCCAGAAGGGAGGCAAGAAUAGGGUGCUCAGGUUGGCUUCGGCACUUGGAGAGUGGUCAUGAUUCGAGCCUUGAGUGGAUUCCGACUGGAGAGAUUCCGACAUCCCUGUCCCAGGAGCCAGGAGCACCUGUGCUGGAAGUGGGAUUGUCUCGCUGGGGGGUACAAUUAGGUGGACAUGAAUCAACUGGAUGCCCCACGUCCCCUCAACUGGACCAUCAGGAAACUCUGCCAUGCAGCAUUUCUGCCUUCCGUCCGGCUCCUCAAGGCACAGAAAUCCUGGAUAGAAAGAGCGUUCAGUAAGCGGGAAUGUGUCCAUGUCAUCGUGAGCACGAAAGACCACCACAGGUGUUGCUGCGGACGCCUGAUUGGCCAGCAUGUCGGUUUGCCCCCCAGCAUCUCCUCCAGCCAGAAUGAUAAGAGCGAGCGACUCACCAAAAAUGACAGCCUGUUGGAGAAGUGGUCCAUCAGCAAGCAUACACAGAUCAGCCCCACAGAUGCCUUUGGCACCAUUGAGUUCCAGGGAGGGGGGCACUCCAACAAAGCAAUGUAUGUCCGGGUGUCUUAUGACACCAAACCUGACCUCCUCCUGCACCUUAUGACCAAGGAGUGGCAGCUGGACCUCCCCAAGCUCCUCAUUUCCGUCCACGGUGGCCUGCAGAACUUUGAACUGCAACCCAAACUCAAGCAGGUCUUUGGCAAGGGGCUCAUAAAGGCUGCCAUGACAACAGGUGCCUGGAUCUUCACUGGAGGAGUGAACACAGGGGUCAUCCGGCAUGUAGGUGAUGCACUGAAGGACCACGCCUCCAAAUCCAGGGGUAAGAUCUGCACCAUUGGAAUUGCUCCGUGGGGAAUUGUGGAAAACCAGGAUGACCUCAUUGGCAAAGACGUGGUCAGGCCGUACCAGACCAUGUCAAACCCGCUGAGCAAGCUCACAGUGCUGAACAGCCUCCAUUCCCACUUCAUCCUGGCUGACAAUGGUACUACCGGGAAGUAUGGCGCCGAGGUGAAGCUGCGCAGGCAAUUGGAGAAACACAUCUCCCUGCAGAAGAUCAACACCAGAAUCGGGCAGGGGGUACCUGUAGUUGCACUCAUAGUGGAGGGUGGGCCCAAUGUCAUCUCUAUUGUGUUGGAGUACCUGAGGGACACGCCACCUGUGCCUGUUGUGGUGUGUGAUGGCAGUGGCCGAGCUUCAGACAUCCUGGCAUUUGGGCACAAGUACUCGGAGGAAGGCGGGAUUAUUAAUGAGUCUUUGAGAGACCAGCUUCUUGUCACCAUCCAGAAGACAUUCAACUACAGUCGGACCCAGGCUCAGCACCUCUUCAUCAUCCUUAUGGAGUGCAUGAAGAAGAAGGAGCUGAUAACAGUUUUUAGAAUGGGGUCCGAGGGACAUCAGGACAUAGACUUGGCCAUCCUCACUGCUCUUCUGAAAGGAACCAAUGCUUCAGCUCCUGACCAGUUGAGUCUGGCCUUGGCGUGGAAUAGGGUGGACAUUGCCAGAAGUCAGAUUUUUAUCUACGGGCAGCAAUGGCCGGUAGGAUCCCUGGAGCAGGCCAUGUUGGACGCAUUGGUGCUGGACAGAGUGGACUUUGUGAAGCUACUGAUUGAGAAUGGGGUCAGCAUGCACCGCUUCUUGACCCUCUCCAGACUGGAGGAGCUUUAUAACACGAGACAUGGACCUUCAAACACAUUGUACCAUCUGGUCAGAGAUGUCAAAAAGCAAGAAUAUCCAGGGUUCAGUUGGAUCUAUUUCAAGGGCAACCUCCCGCCAGACUAUCGGAUCAGUUUGAUUGACAUCGGCCUGGUGAUUGAGUACUUGAUGGGAGGAGCCUACCGCUGCAAUUACACCAGGAAAAGGUUUCGAACUCUUUAUCACAAUCUCUUCGGCCCCAAGAGACCAAAAGCAUUAAAGCUCUUGGGAAUGGAGGACGAUAUGCCAAUCAGGAGAGGCAGGCAAAAGACCACCAGGAAGAGGGAAGAGGAAGUGGACAUUGAUCUAGAUGAUCCUGAGAUCAACCAUUUUCCCUUUCCGUUCCAUGAGUUAAUGGUGUGGGCAGUUCUGUUGAAGCGACAGAAGAUGGCACUCUUCUUCUGGCAGCAUGGUGAGGAGGCCAUGGCCAAAGCACUGGUGGCCUGCAAGCUGUGCAAGGCUAUGGCGCAUGAGGCCUCCGAGAAUGACAUGGUGGACGACAUCUCACAGGAGCUCAACCACAACUCCAGAGAGUUUGGCCAGCUGGCGGUCGAGCUGCUGGACCAGUCCUACAAGCAAGAUGAGCAGAUGGCCAUGAAGCUGCUCACCUACGAGCUGAAGAACUGGAGCAAUGCCACAUGCCUGCAGCUGGCUGUUGCUGCCAAGCACCGAGACUUCAUUGCUCACACCUGCAGUCAAAUGCUGCUAACCGACAUGUGGAUGGGACGCCUGCGCAUGCGCAAAAACUCUGGGCUCAAGGUGAUACUGGGCUUGCUUCUACCACCAUCCAUCCUGAGUCUGGAAUUUAAGAACAAGGAUGAGCUGUCCUACAUGCCCCAGGAUCAGGAGACCUACCUUCAGGAGAAGGACGUAGAGGAGCCCGAGAAACCGGUCAAGGAGAAAGAGGAGGAGGACAUGGAGUUCACAGUAAGGUCCUACUGUGGGACGCAGUACAACUCUGUGGCUAUGUUGGGGAAAGUAACAUCAGAAACAUCCCAUAAGAAGGACGUGGAAGAAGUCCAAAACAGACAUAGGUUUAUACCGUUUGGACGAAAGAUCUAUGAGUUUUACAAUGCGCCAAUCGUCAAGUUUUGGUUCCACACUAUGGCCUAUGUCGGAUACCUCAUGCUUUUCAAUUACAUCGUGCUGGUCAAGAUGGACUUGUGGCCCUCACCACAGGAGUGGAUCGUCAUUGCAUACAUCUUCACCAACGGCAUCGAGAAAAUGAGAGAGAUCCUGAUGUCAGAGCCUGACAAGCUGCUGCAGAAGGUGAAGGUGUGGCUGCAGGAGUAUUGGAACAUCACUGACCUCAUGGCCAUCCUCAUCUUCUCUGUGGGCAUGGUUCUGCGCCUCCAGGACCCGCCAUUCAUGAGCUAUGGCAGGGUCAUCUACUGUGUCAACAUCAUCUACUGGUAUAUCCGCCUGCUGGAUAUCUUUGGAGUCAACAAGUAUCUGGGACCUUACGUCAUGAUGAUAGGCAAGAUGAUGAUUGACAUGAUGUACUUUGUCAUCAUAAUGCUGGUAGUACUAAUGAGCUUUGGUGUGGCACGACAAGCCAUUCUGAAUCCCAAUGAGGACCCAUCAUGGAUGCUGGCACGCAACAUCUUCUUCAUGCCCUACUGGAUGAUCUACGGAGAGGUGUUUGCUGACCAGAUUGACCCUCCAUGUGGGCAGAACACCACAGCCGAAGAUGGUGCCAUCAUAGCCCUCCCGCCAUGCAAGACUGGGGCCUGGAUUGUGCCUGCCAUCAUGGCCUGCUACCUGUUAGUCGCCAACAUCCUUUUGGUGAACCUCUUGAUAGCCGUAUUCAAUAAUACAUUUUUUGAAGUGAAAUCCAUCUCAAACCAAGUGUGGAAGUUUCAGCGAUACCAGCUGAUCAUGACAUUCCACGAGAGGCCCGUGUUGCCCCCGCCACUUAUUAUCUUCAGCCACAUGACCAUGCUCCUGAAGCACCUGUGCUGUCGCUGGCGAAAGCAUGAUGACGACGAACAUGACUAUGGGCUGAAGCUUUUCAUCACAGAAGAUGAGCUGAAGAAGGUGCAUGACUUUGAAGAGCAGUGCAUUGAAGAGUACUUCAGGGAAAAGGAUGACCGCUUCAACUCUUCCAACGAUGAAAGGAUCAGAGUAACAUCUGAGAGGGUGGAGAACAUGGCCAUGCGUCUGGAGGAGGUAAACGAGCGGGAGCACUUCAUGAAGGCCUCCCUGCAGACUGUGGACAUCCGUCUGGCACAGAUGGAGGAGCUCAUCGGGCGCAUGACUAUGGCCUUGGAGCGAGUGGCGGGGGUGGAACGGGCUGAGGUCAGCAAGGUCCGGUCCCGCACGUCCUCCGACUGCACAGACACCGCGUACAUCUUGCGACAGAGCAGCUUCAACAGCCAGGAGGGUAAUGCAUACCGCAUCCAGGAGGCUCUGGAGCAAGGCGGAGAAGAGUCCAUUUCUCCCACCUCACCUACCAUCCUGGCCCCCCGAGCCAGGAGCCACUCUUUCUAUGUGGGGGGGUCACGGGAGAGGGGAGGGACAGACAGGAUCGAAGGCUUUUUCAAAGAACGGUCCCUGAGCCUGCACCGUGCCAACAGCUCACAGUCAAUGGCCUCUGCCACUCCAAAGGACCACAAGCCCAUCCCCCUGAACACACUCUCUGUUUGCCACCAGCACCGGCCCUCUUCCUGCAUCGAUAUCUAUGUGUCGGCAUCCGAGGAGGCACACCCGCCUGUAGCUGAACCUGACUCACUGCGGAUGAUUCCUUUUCAGCGGGACUGCUCCCUGCACUCGGACAUUUUAGAGGCCAUGCAUGGUGGAGACUCCUACACUGGGGCUGGGAUCGGAGCAGGAGCAGGAGCUGGAGGCGACAGGCUCUCUGAAGGCACGGCUGUGUUUGAGGACAGUGCCGCUGUUGACCUGUCACUGUGCUCCAGCCACCUGCUGCCCGACACCUUGACACCCUGGGACCUGGAGCCACCUGUGCCCCUGGAGCGUUCCAAGAGCAGUCGCUACCUAUCUGCUGGUGGGCCAUUCUUCCUGGAGGACCCACCUCUGGUGAAGUCUCACAGCCUGAUGUUCACACCACGUGGCUACUACGGUGGCCUGGGGGUGCAGGUGAAGGCAGCUGAGUACACAAGCAUCACCGACUGCAUUGACACCCGCUGUGUCUCGGCCCCACAUGCCCCACCCGAGCGCUCGGAGUCACCUAGCUCCUGCUUCUUCGACAAGCCCCAGGACCUAGGCACCUCGCAUCCCGAACGUGAAGCUGAGCUCAGCCAUGCCGAAUCCGACCCCGAGGAGCCCGAGGCACUGUCCGAGGCCCGCAGAGCCACCACAGGCCCCACACUGGCAUACCAAGGGGGGCCAGGUGCCACGGGCCCCUUCUGUACCCCACUCUCCCGCCUGGAACGAACCAACAGUUGCUCGUCUGAGGAUUCACACACAGCCAACGCCCAUGCCCAUAAGACUUUCUCCUUCAGUGAGAAGAUGGACAGACAGCGAUACUCUCGGAACCCUUUUCAAAGGAGCAAGUCUACGACAAAGCCAGACAGCAAGACAGACAGCCUCACCACGAGGAAGAUGACUAAGCCCUCUGCCUUCCGUAGCUUUGACAGCAGACAGAAUUACACGUAGUGGGUCAUUCCAUUAGUCCUCCAAGGAAAAUCAUAGUUCCACCUGUACCCCGUUCUGUUCAGGCAACAGCCUUUUACAUCAAUGAAGCAAUUAGAUUGUCUGUGGACUGUCCAAAGUUUGUUUACUCCACUGCUGUAAACUGCAAUGUGUAAGAUACAUAUCAUCUGGUGACAGGGCAGACACCAAGCCAAAAAAGAUAUUUAGGUGAAACAAAAUAAGCAUCACUGCUGAUUGAGUGAAUUACGUCCCUUCAAGAACAUCAUCUUAUUUCAUCUGUCAUAUGUAUGUUAAAUAUGUUGCGUACCAUAGACACUUGUGUUUUUUUUUUGGAUAGUUUAACCAGAGCACUCAUGAAAGUAUUCAACCAUUUCCUUGUCCUGGGGUUUUUUCUCUAGAAAGUCUUUGUGUAAAAACAAACUGGUUGAUCAUAUGGGAAAUUCCAUGAAUACUUAAAAUUCCAAAUAUGCUACUUUAAUAUAUCAUUAACAUAAACAUUUGGAUCUUCAGCAGAAUUGACUGGACUUCUUGUCUUUUAUGCCUUUUGCAGAGCUGAACCAGGCUUAGUUCUUCAAACAAAGCAUCUGUGUCAGAGAAAUUGCCCAGUGUCCCCUUGCAGCAAAAGCAAGGCUGUGUUCAAUACAUACAACACUGCACUCAGUGCUGUGAACCUACUUUUUUGCAUGGUGUUGAUAACACUCUUUAGAUUGAAUUAAUUGGAAUAGAGUUUCACAAGAAACACAGGAUUUGGCUGAUGAUAAACUGCAGCAUUUAUUGAAUGGAGGAAUGUCGACGGAUGUUGAUCAUUUAAAAAUAAAAUGGCAAUUACAAUGUUCAAAUCCAAUAUUUAUGCCAAAUAUGUCACUUAUUCAUGUUCACUUACAUGAUGAAAAGAGAUGGCUUGUAAAGUAGUUGCAGUAUUGUGAAGACAUAACAAUUAUAUUCUAGAGAAAAGUUUUCAAAACUGAAAAAAAAUCCGUAGCUAUUGAACACAGUCUGCCAUUCUCUUCUCUUUUUAAAAAGAGAUUUUCUAAUUGUUUCUUAUUUAAUCACUUUACUGUUUAACUUUGAAUGUCGAAUAGGAGAAAUCAAUGUUUGUAUGUUAAACUCAAAGCAUUUAGUUAGACAAACAGUAAGCCUACAUGCGUGUGAAUAUUUCAUAUGCAAAGUGCUUAUUAGUUCCGAUGAAAAGACAGGGAUUAAAAAUUCUAUUUUAAAUGUAAGGGAAUUUGAGUUAUGCUUUGCAAGUCUAACAAAAUUUUGGAUUUAAGAAAGAUUGUGAUGAAUUUAAAAUUCUGUUUCAAAUGUGUGUUACACCAAGUUAAAUAUUAGUGUAUUUUUAGA